Stylonychia lemnae is the source of this 2754-nucleotide messenger RNA. NCBI's taxonomy places the organism in Eukaryota, Ciliophora, Spirotrichea, Sporadotrichida, Oxytrichidae. The record is from the annotation of a GenBank genome assembly.
AUGACAAAUGAAUCGGGGGAAGAAGAGCUCACUAAUGAAAUCAAGAUUUUCUUGAAACCGAUGAAUAUUCAAGCCAUUCAUAAAAGAGAGGUAGAAAUGAGUGUUCCUUGCUAUUAAAAAGUGCAUGAUUUCGCAUAAACUUUGAUAAAUAUCAUGGGUAUAAAAGAUUUUUGUGCUAGAGAUGCCAAUUUUUUGGUUAGUGGCAGAAAUCUUAAUCAUGAUUUGAGCUUUGAAGAAUAAAGCGUAAAAGAUGGGGCUAAGAUUAUAUUUACUUUAAAAAGAAGAGUUCCUACUUAAUAAUAGCAGAUAGUACCAGAACCCAUAAAAAAAGCUGAAUAGCAAAAGCAAGCUUUGGUAGAAUAAAAAAACGUGAUUCAACCUGUCCAAAAGAUAUCUUAGCCAGUAAAACAAGAAGAGGCAAAGAACUUAAUACCUGGAGAUGUGAUAGGUGUUUAAGCUGAUGGCUCUAUAAAGCCUCUUAGAGAAUCACUAGAUGCUUAAGACUUGAACCAAUAAUCAAUAUCAUUGCUAGUAGAGAUGGGAUAUGAAUUUGAUAUGGUUAUAAGGGCAUUGACUGCUUUAAGAUAAAAGCCUAAAUACUCUCCAAUAGGAGAAGUAUAAAACGCUUUAGACUGGAUAAAUGAUUAUAUGAUAAAAAAAGAAAAAGAGGAACUAGAUAUUAUCGAAAGAAAUUACUAGGUAUAGGAGAAAAUGAAAAUGGCAUCACUAGUAGAACAAGCAAAAUAAGAGUCAAUGAGGUAAACUUCAUAAAUCAUUAGACCUAAUUAAGUGAAAGAGAAAGAACCGAAAUAAUUUAAAAGUGUAAUGCUUAAAUCUAACAGAUAAAACCUAAGUCAAGUUUAUGCUUGGGGCAAUGGACUUUAAGGAUAGCUAGGUGUGCCUGAAUGUUAAGAUAUUUAAACAAGGCCAGUUCUCGUAACUGCUUUAUCAAAUAUAAAAAUCAAGCAGAUUGCAUGCGGAGCAAAUCAUACUGUAGCAUUAACUAAUUAAGGGAAAAUUUAUUUUUGGGGAUAAUAUGUUCACCCAUAAGUAUAAAAUGAGGCUUUAAAAUAUGGAAGAGUAAUCUAACCAAGACUUGUUUAAACUCAAAUCGAGUAGAGUUUCAUAGAUAUAUAAGCGGGCUCAUCUCAUACUUUAGCAUUGAAUGAUAUGGGAUAAAUUUAUUCAUGGGGAUAUGGGCUCUCAGGAUAAUUAGGUCAUAAUUUAAGAUAAAAUUCAAUAGAACCACAGCUAAUAUCAAGUCUAGAAAAAAUCUUUUUCAAGAAAAUUUCAGCAGGAGUUGCUCAUUCAAGUGCGAUAUCAGUUACUGGUUAACUAUUUAUGUGGGGAUCAAAUACAGGCUGCUAAUUGGGAUAUAGUAAAGAAAUGAAAGAAUCACUUUCACCAUUGAUAUUUGGAGGGAAAAUCUAACUUGAAUAAUCUGAGGAUAGUUAAAUGAUUCAGAUUAGAAGACCAGAGGAAAGUAAAUCAGGAUAAAAUGAGGAUGUAAGGUAUGAUAUUGGCUUCAAAUAUAUUGACAUAGUAUGUGGAAGUAGUCAGAACUUAGCGCUGAUUGACAAAUCCCCAUAUAUACUCUUCUGGGGUAACGGAGAUCCUAUUGCAAAAUCAUAUUCUAAUAUUUUUGCCUAUGACAGACCCAUAAGUUAUGAUUGUGGUGGUAAAAUCGCUGUCAUCCUUACUGAAAAGCACAAAAUUUACAAGAUCAAUCUUGAAACAAAGUAAAUUGACUUAGUCUCAGAUCAAGUUGUGGAAACGGAAUAAUUAAGUCAAUAGUCAGACAUAGAUAUGAAGUAUGAUUUAACUGACAAUUUUGAAGAAUCUUAUGAAGGUAUUCAAUAGAUUGCUUGCGGUUCAGAUUUCAUCUUGUCACUCAAACAAAAUAAUAAUGUUUAUGGAAUUGGAUAGAAUAAGAGUGGUUAGCUAGGUGCUGGUGAUUUAAAGCAGAGAGAAUAGUUCACAUUGAUAGAGAGUUUUCUUAACGAGGAGGUGAGGUAAAUUUUUGCUGGGAACUAACAUUGCUGCUGUAUUGUUGAUAGUUUUGAUCCUCAAAGAAUUUUGAUAAACGAAUUUAAAGGGCUGAAUAAUGGAGAAAAAUAAAUGCUUUCAGUAUAAACUAUGGAAUUAAAAUCUAAAGAGGGUAGCAAUGUUAGAUAUGUUCACAGAUAGAUUUUAGAUAUUUACACAAAUUCAAGCCUCAUAGAAUCAUAAGUACAACAGCUUUCAAUAUCAUAACUAGACAUCUUUUGCCAGCUACUUUAUGGAGCUCUUGACUAAGUAUUUUUGAACGAUUGGAUUUUACAAUCUAUUUAAAAAUAUGAAAACUAGGGAUACAUGAACUUGACAAAUGACUUCGCAGCACUUACAAAUUUUAUCAGAUUGAAUCUAAAUAACAAUCAGCAAUUGCUUAGUAUGAUAGAGUACAUAUAAAUCAGAAUGGAUCGUAUUAAGGAAUACUUGAUUUCAUUUUAAUCAGAGCUUAAUCCUUAACAAGUUGAAUUAUAUUGCGAUUUCUAUAGAGAGAGAAAUAGGAUUUUGAUUUAAGUGAAUACCAUUUAGAAUGAAACAAGAAACAGGGAAAUUAAUAGAAUAGUUGAUCCAGCUGCCUUUUGUAAUUUUUCUUAUGUAAGAGGUAUGAAUUUCGCAGAGGAGAGAAGAAGGUUGUAGGAGUAAUAAAACUAGAGAUAAGGUUAAUAAUAGAAUAGAUUUGGAGAAGAGAGUGACGAUGAUUAUUGA